GGCGGGGCGCGGUGGAGGGAGCGCCCGCGGAGAAGGCCCGGGCGGGGGGCGGCCCGACCCCGCAGGGUCCCGACUGUGCCGGGGGCCGGCGGCCGUUGGUGCUGCGGGGCAAGGGGAUCGUCCCCCUCCCGGGAUCCCGCCCCGCUGUCACGACGCGGCGUUAACGGGAGACGCCCACCCGCGACGCCCCCGGGCGAACGCCUCGUUCGUUUGGGGUCGGGCGUGGCGGUUUGGGCUUGACCCCAAACGGAGGCGCCGGCCGGCCCAUCCCCUCCAGCCUGCCGUCCGCGGGCUCCGGGCUCCGGGCUCCGGGCUCCGGGCUCGGCCCGGGCCAGGGAGGGCCGUCCACUCGCAAACUAAAGGAAAACAGCUCGUAAUUUUAUGAAUGGGCCCCCCGGCUCCUGCCGCCCCCCUCGCCCGCGUCACUAAAUGCUUGGAAGUCGAGAACCGCAGUUACUUUUACGCGGAUCUGUCAGGGGCCGGCAGCGCUCAGGUUGUUUUUCUCCAACUCCUUGGAAAUCGCGGGUGGCGGUGGGGUGGUUUGCGUGCCUCAGACAGGAGGCGGCGGCGUGCCGAGAGCCGGGGGAUCGGAAGGUUAACAAGUGACAUUGGGCUGAGGCCUAACGCCAGGUGCCCUGCCCGGGAGCGCGGGUGUGACGGUGUAGGCUGGGGCUGCCGGCCGCUGGCUCGCACCCCAGCGAGACCGAGGCACCGGGAGGAGGAACGCACAGCUACUCCGGUUGCACCACGCACGCCGCCCAGAUCGCACGGCCGACGCGGGAGUUGGUGCAGGGGAGUUUUCCCCUUUUGCAAACGGUUUUUGGAAAACGUAGCCCCUCAGUGGGUUGAUGGUUACUUAAACCAUCGGUCGUCAUGGUUACGGGGCAUCAAAUGUAAGGGCAAAGUCUGUUUCCACCCUCGCUCGCUCUCCGAAGCUAUGAAGUACUUUGUCACUACGUUUUUACAGACACUGCGCCGGGCGGACAUACUUUUUUAGAGUUGAAGGGAAAGCGUGGGCUCCUUGAAGGCAGGGGUGGUACCACAUUCCUGUUUGAAGUCCACCGUGGUUCUGCUCUGCACAGGAAUUGAAAGGAGUCGGCCUUCUGCACAUUUUGAUGGUUCUCAUCAAAGGAUUUAAAGGAUUCCUUUCAGGAGCCAGAUAGCCUGAGCCCUCAUGAAGCCGGCAAUGACAAGUCUGAAUGGUCGCCAUGCCGAGAAAACCAUUGACAUGCCAAAACCAUCAGCCCCCAGAGUGCACGUGCAGAGGUCCGUGUCCCGAGACACUAUCGCCAUUCACUUCUCGGCAUCCGGGGAGGAGGAGGAGGAAGAAGAGGAGGAGUUCAGGGAGUACCUCGAGGAGGGGCUGGACGACCAAAGAAGCAUUGUAACGGGGCUCGAGGCCAAGGAAGACCUCUAUUUUGAAACCCAGGGUGGCUAUGACUCCACUGGCCCUGCUGCUCAGUCCAUCCUGGCAGAUGGACUGUCCGUGUCCCCUGCCAUUUUGCCCGUCUCCGAGAACACUGUAAAGCUGUUGGAGUCCCCUCCUCCGGCAGUGCAAGUAUUAAGUACAGUGCCAUUGGCUCUGUCCCCAGGGUCAUCUUCGUCCGGGCCCUUAGCUAGCUCUCCCAGUGUGUCAUCCCUUUCUGAGCAGAAAACCAGUUCUUCCUCCCCAUUGUCCUCUCCUUCCAAGUCUCCUAUCCUGUCGUCCAGUGCCUCAGCCUCCACCCUCUCCAGUGCAAAACCCUUCAUGAGCCUUGUGAAGUCCCUGUCGACCGAGGUGGAGCCAAAAGAGUCCCCACACCCCUCGAGGCACAGGCACUUGAUGAAGACAUUAGUCAAGUCUCUGUCCACAGACACCUCCAGGCAGGAGUCGGAUACCGUGUCCUAUAAACCACCGGACUCCAAGCUCAAUUUACACCUGUUCAAGCAGUUCACACAGCCACGGAGCACAGGUGGAGAUUCCAAAACGGCGCCUUCUUCCCCACUGACUUCUCCCUCCGAUACGCGCUCCUUUUUUAAAGUGCCCGAGAUGGAGGCUAAAAUCGAAGACACUAAGCGUCGCCUUUCAGAAGUCAUCUAUGAGCCUUUUCAGCUCCUUAGUAAAAUUAUAGGGGAGGAAAGUGGCAGCCAUAGGCCCAAAGCCUUAUCUUCAAGUGCUUCAGAACUCUCCAAUCUGUCCAGCUUGAACGGUCACUUGGAAAGCAAUAACAACUACAGCAUCAAGGAAGAGGAGUGUGACUCCGAGGGGGACCCCUAUGGGAGUGACCCCAGCGGCCCCGGAAGUGACCCCCCCAGGUCCUCCGAUGAGCCGCCCUCAAGAGAGGCGGAACCGAAGAGUGCCCAGGGCGGGGGUCUGAAGGAUUUAGGCCUGAAGACAAGCUCCCUGGUUCUUGAGAAAUGUUCCUUGUCUGCCUUGGUGAGCAAAGAGGAUGAGGAGUUUUGCGAACUGUACACCGAGGACUUUGAUUUGGAAGCGGAGGUGGAGAGCGCGCCGGACAAGCGCCCAGAUCUCCCUGCCGGGCCCGAGGUGCCGGCGGAUGACGGUCCGACUCUGGACAGUGAGGACGAGGCCCACUCGGCCGUGCAGCACCCGGAGCUGCCGGUGAAGACGCUGGGCUUCUUUAUCAUGUGUGUCUAUGGGUACCUCAUCCUCCCCCUCCCCCAUUACGUGAGCGGACUCUUUCUGGGAAUUGGCCUUGGGUUCAUGACUGCGGUGUGCAUGAUCUGGUUUUUUACACCACCAAGUGCUCAUAAAUAUCACAGAUUACAUAAAAGCCUACAACACUGGAACACGAGGUCCCUGGAUAUCAAAGAACCGGAAAUACUGAAGGGAUGGAUGAAUGAGAUUUACAACUAUGAUCCAGAAACUUACCACGCGACUUUGACCCAUUCAGUCUUUGUUCGACUUGAGGGUGGGACCUUAAGACUUUCAAAACCCAAUAAAAAUAUAUCCAGGAGGGCAAGCUACAAUGAAACAAAGCCAGAGGUUACCUACAUCAGCCAGAAAAUCUACGACCUUUCAGACAGCAAGAUUUAUCUUGUACCUAAAAGUUUGGCUCGAAAACGAAUUUGGAAUAAAAAGUACCCCAUUUGUAUUGAGCUUGGUCGACAAGACGACUUUAUGUCUAAGGCCCAGACUGAUAAAGAGACUUCUGAAGAAAAGCCACCAGCUGAGAGAGAGCUGGGAGGUGAGGACCCUAAGAAGCCACCCCAUCCUCAGGAGGGAACGAGAUCAGGCCAGCGAGAUCAGAUACUGUAUCUCUUUGGGAGAACUGGCCGAGAGAAAGAGGAGUGGUUUAGGCAAUUUAUUCUGGCAUCUAAACUGAAGUCGGAAAUCAAGAAGCCGCCUGGAGUCUCUGGAAGUAAACCAGGGGUUUUGCCCUCACAUAGCAGACACAACAGCCCCUCGGGGCACCUGACCCACAGCCGCAGCAGCAGCAAAGGCAGUGUGGAGGAGGUCAUGUCCCAGCCGAAGCAGAAGGAGCUGGUGGGCAGUGUGCGGCAGAAGAUGCUUCUGGACUACAGCGUGUACAUGGCCAGGUGUGUCCCCCAAGAAAACCGAAGCCCCCAAAGGAGCCCCGUGCAGAGCGCGGAGAGCAGCCCCACGGCUGGGAAGAAGUUGCCAGAGGCUCCACCCUCGGAGGAGGAAGAACAGGAAGCCUGGGUGAAUGCCUUGCUUGGAAGAAUGUUUUGGGACUUCUUAGGAGAGAAAUAUUGGUCUGAUCUGGUGUCUAAGAAAAUCCAAAUGAAACUCAGCAAAAUAAAGCUCCCCUACUUUAUGAAUGAACUAACUCUGACGGAACUUGACAUGGGGGUGGCUGUGCCAAAAAUCCUUCAGGCCUUCAAGCCUUAUGUUGAUCACCAAGGACUCUGGAUCGAUUUGGGAAUGUCCUACAAUGGGUCCUUUCUGAUGACUCUCGAGACCAAAAUGAAUUUGACCAAACUGGGGAAAGAGCCUCUUGUUGAAGCCCUGAAGGUUGGAGAAAUUGGCAAAGAAGGUUGCAGGCCCAGGGCGUACUGUCUGGCGGACAGUGAUGAGGAGUCCUCCAGUGCUGGCUCCUCUGAUGAAGACGACGCUCCAGAGCCCAGCGCGGGAGACAAACCGCUCCUCCCAGGGGCUGAAGGGUAUGUUGGGGGUCAUCGAACAAGCAAGAUUAUGAGGUUUGUUGAUAAAAUUACCAAGUCAAAAUAUUUCCAAAAAGCAACAGAGACAGAGUUCAUUAAAAAGAAGAUUGAAGAAGUCUCCAAUACCCCCCUGCUGCUCACUGUGGAAGUGCAAGAAUGUAGAGGAACCCUGGCGGUCAACAUUCCACCUCCCCCGACUGACCGAAUAUGGUAUGGUUUCCGGAAGCCACCAUAUGUAGAGCUGAAAGCUCGGCCAAAACUUGGAGAGAGAGAAGUGACUCUAGUUCAUGUGACAGACUGGAUAGAGAAGAAACUGGAACAGGAGUUUCAGAAGGUUUUUGUCAUGCCAAACAUGGAUGACGUCUGUAUCCCCAUAAUGCACUCAGCCAUGGACCCUCGCUCCGCUUCCUGCCUCCUCAAAGACCCACUUGUGGAGGCUGCUGACCAGCUGUGAUGGGUGAAGAUCUGACCUUCCCAGUAUUACGAGAUCUGGCUCAAAGUGUGGGGUUCUUGGCUGCUAUCUGCGCCGUAGCACUGGUCUGCCCUUGUGCCACAGCUUCUGCCCUCUGCCUGCCGGUGCCCAUUCCACUGUGCGGUGUCAUUCCACGCAUCCGGGAACUGGUGUCUGCACUGCCUGCUGCAAAGCUUUGACUCAGCAAAGGGACUGUGGAAGAACGACCAUGGUGGAUCCAGAGGUGACAGGUGACUCACACCAUGGCUCCAGUAUUUGUGGCAGCGAGAGCACAGUGCGAGCAAAGCUUACUUGCCCCGACUCCUCCAAAGCUUUUCCUCAGGCAGCCAGUGCACAAUGGAACGUUUUUGCACUUCUAGUCCAUAGGUGAUACAGCUCUCCACGCUUCCAGAGAAUGUCUGUUCAGGAACGUGAGCGGGGUGGGGAGUGGAACUUUGUGAACCAUUUCACUGAUAAAGAGAUACGCGUAGCAACUUACCUUUCCUAUUAAAUUGUGCGUUUUGGAAGCAAGUAGCCAUAGAACAUACACACGCUAACAUCCUAUCAGCUGGGGUGGGGACAGCGAGAUUUAUGUGAAAUCAGGCAAAGCCAUGAGAUCAAACCAUCCCAAGCCUUCUACCACUGAGGUACGAUCACCUGGUUUCUAACUAAUCCCAAAUGUUUUCCUGAGACAUGAGGGUAUGUGAAAAUGGCAAAUACUGCACAUAAAGAAUUGGGGUAGGGGGUGGAAAGCCAGAGCAACGUCUAUCUGGCACUUCCUACGUGCCCUGUGCUUUCUACAGGCCGUCUAAAUGCUUUGUUAAAUCUAACUGGUUCGGGAGGUUUUGAGGUUAUGGGCAGUUUCCUCUUCUGACAGCCAAAGGCGAGAACUCUCUACCACCUUUGAGAGUUGAGACCAAGUUUUGCUCAACAUUAAACACUACGUUAGCUCAGAACUCACGUGACCUUUCUUUAACGUUGCCAAUCUUAUUUUGUGCGUUUGUGUCAGAAGGUCUUAGUUUACAAGUUUGGGGGCUCCCUAGUUGUAUCAUUUGCUUUGAGAAGUACACUUAAAACACAAUUUUUUAUUGUUUAAAAGCUGCAUUCAACAUCAGAACUACCAUGGGUAACUUUUGAUGACUUACAUCUGUGGACAAAGCUAAUCGUGGUUUUUUAAACAGCACCUUGCCUGAACCUGACUUUAAAGAAAUUAAUAUAUUGAAAAAAUAUAUCUGAACCCUUGACUACUUUAAUCGCACCAUUAAAACAUUUGACUUAAAUUA
Messenger RNA from Panthera uncia (snow leopard), 5859 nucleotides. RefSeq names its product testis expressed 2 (gene TEX2). The record is from RefSeq and is a predicted model, not a curated record. NCBI's taxonomy places the organism in Eukaryota, Metazoa, Chordata, Mammalia, Carnivora, Felidae. Gene Ontology annotation, cellular component: endoplasmic reticulum. Gene Ontology annotation, molecular function: lipid binding. Bases 1175 to 4579 code for a protein of 1134 amino acids. The transcript is spliced from 12 exons.